Messenger RNA from Bacidia gigantensis, 1629 nucleotides. RefSeq names its product T-complex protein 1 subunit zeta (gene CCT6). NCBI's taxonomy places the organism in Eukaryota, Fungi, Ascomycota, Lecanoromycetes, Lecanorales, Ramalinaceae. The record is from RefSeq and is a predicted model, not a curated record. The transcript has 7 exons. Gene Ontology annotation, molecular function: ATP binding; ATP hydrolysis activity; ATP-dependent protein folding chaperone. Gene Ontology annotation, biological process: protein folding. Gene Ontology annotation, cellular component: chaperonin-containing T-complex. Bases 1 to 1629 code for a protein of 542 amino acids.
AUGUCUGCCGCCCAGCUUUUAAACCCUAAGGCAGAAUCGCGCAGACGUGGAGAAGCGUUGAAGGUCAACAUUUCCGCAGGAGAAGGCUUGCAAGAUGUUUUGAAAUCGAAUCUUGGUCCUUCGGGGACCAUAAAAAUGCUGGUCGACGGUGCAGGGGCAAUCAAGCUCACGAAGGAUGGAAAUGUCCUGCUACGAGAGAUGCAGAUACAAAGUCCUACCGCAGUUAUGAUAGCUCGAGCAGCCACCGCCCAAGACGACAUAACGGGCGACGGCACAACAUCCGUCGUUCUCAUGGUUGGGGAGCUCUUGAAGCAAGCAGAUAGAUACAUAACCGAAGGCCUUCAUCCACGGAUGAUCACGGACGGCUACGAGAUAGCGAAGACCGAAACCCUCAAGUUUCUCGACAGCUUCAAGCUAAAGCGUGAGGUCGACCGUGAGCUUCUACUUUCCGUUGCUCGAACUUCUCUCGCAACUAAGCUGAAUAAUGCGCUCGCGGAACGACUGACGCCUGCAAUUGUCGAUGCUGUCCUUUCAAUUUAUCGGCCCCCAGCAAAGCCAGAUCUGUUUAUGGUAGAAAUCAUGCAGAUGCAACAUCGAAGUGCUUCUGAUACAACACUUAUAAAGGGACUGGCGCUCGAUCAUGGCGCAAGGCAUCCUGACAUGCCAAAGCGGGUCGAGAACGCGUUUAUACUCACCCUCAAUGUCAGUUUGGAAUACGAAAAGUCCGAAGUGAACUCUGGAUUCUAUUAUUCGAGUGCAGACCAAAGAGAAAAGCUUGUCGAGAGCGAACGAAGAUUCGUGGAUGACAAGCUCCGUAAGAUUGUUGACCUGAAGAAGGAGGUCUGCGGAAAUGAUCCCAAAAAGGGAUUUGUGGUCAUAAAUCAGAAAGGCAUUGAUCCACUCAGUCUUGACGUGCUUGUAAAGAACGGUAUAUUUGCACUCAGGCGGGCUAAGCGGAGGAACAUGGAACGACUUCAACUCAUUUGUGGAGGCGCAGCCAUGAACAGCGUGGAAGACCUAACACCAGAUGUUUUGGGCUGGGCAGGUCAAGUUUAUGAACAUCAACUCGGGGAGGAAAAAUAUACUUUUAUCGAAGAUGUCAAAGACCCCAAAUCGGUGACUCUACUCAUCAAAGGACCAAAUGCGCAUACCAUUAUGCAGAUCAAGGAUGCUGUACGUGACGGUCUAAGGAGUGCGUACAACAUGAUAAUCGACAAAAGCGUUGUUCCAGGAGCUGGCGCAUUUCAGAUAGCGUGCGCAGCACACUUACAUGGUGAGGCUUUCCGACGAGAAGUCAAAGGUAAGGCGAAGUAUGGUGUGUCCGCGUUCGCCGACGCGCUACUUAUUAUACCAAAGACUCUAGCCGCCAAUUCCGGGCACGAUAUACAGGAUAGCUUGGCCGCAUUACAAGAUGAGAACGCUGAAGGGAAUACCGUCGGAUUAAACUUGGUUACGGGCGAGCCCAUGGAUCCAGUUCAAGAAGGCGUCUACGACUCCUUCCGAGUCCUAAGGAAUUGUAUAGCUUCCAGUGCCGGCAUAGCUUCAAACUUGCUGCUUUGCGAUGAAUUGUUAAAGGCGAGACAGAUGAGUAAAUCACAGGGUCCAGGACCUGGCGACGGGGAGGGUUGA